AUGCUACAGGCUGGAAUAAUAGACCCACAUGAGUUUCCACUUACCCUUGAUGCAAUGUUGAGCAAAAAAUUUGCGUUCAAGCAAAGCCCACUCAAGCUAGAUACCUCAAAUUCCAUGCAGAUAUUGGAGAGUGUUGGCGAGGACCUUAAAUGUGAACAGCUCAAUUCCGUUGCGGUACUUCUUUAUCCUGACUACUAUAUUUUCUAUUCUACACACUUUGCCAACCUUGGUCAUUAUGUAAUUUCCGACACUUUGCAGGAAGGUGAAAUUACAUCUCCACACGUUCCCGAUCCUACUACCCCUAAAGAUAAUGUGAAGAGGAUGUCUCCAGACAGUUUUAUCAAUUCUUAUGUCAACCAUAUUAUCGAAGGAGAUCUAUCUUCAACUAAAUUGAAGAAAGUGACCAAACAGGGAAAGAAAACUGAUGUAUGA
Vicia faba (fava bean) is the source of this 432-nucleotide messenger RNA. Lineage: Eukaryota; Viridiplantae; Streptophyta; Magnoliopsida; Fabales; Fabaceae. The record is from the annotation of a GenBank genome assembly.